AGGAAAAAAAAUUAAAAAAAGGAGGAGAAAAGUGUGAAAAGUAUGGAACGAUCUAAGACAAGCGAUGAAGAGCUGUGAAAAUUCGUUUCUGCUCAGUCUCGAAGCAGCUUCUGGUUCCGCAUAAGAAAUCCCAUUGCAAUAGAGAAAAAACAUGCACUCUCACUCUCUCUCCUCCCGAGCUUCUGUUCUUAGCUCUUAUCCUUCUUCCCGCGUUUCCUCUACAAAGGUCUCAAGAGAACACCUAUCUCUUGCCAAACUACAACCAAUUUUUGGAUCCAAUAGGUCUAGGAGAUUGGUUGGGAACUCUCCAUUCCUGUUGCCACAGAGACUAUCAAUAUAUCGGAAGGCUGAGCAUGGUUCUCCAAUCGCAGCCAUUUUGAAAGACAAUAAUAGUUCAGUAAUGAGAACCAUCGAAGAAGAUACCGAAAAUAUUGGCAUCCUUGGGUUGGAUCCAGCCUUAGAACAAUGUAAAGAUCACCUGAAAUAUAGAUCAAAGAGAUACGUGGAGCAGAAAAAGCUGAUUGAAAAGCAUGAAGGAAGUCUCGAGGAACUUGCACAAGGUUAUUUGAAGUUUGGAUUUAAUAGAGAACAAGAUGGUAUUGUCUACCGUGAGUGGGCACCUGCAGCAGAGGAAGCACAGCUUAUUGGAGACUUCAAUGGCUGGGAUGGCUCCAACCACAGAAUGGAGAAAAAUCAGUUUGGUGUUUGGUCAGUCAAAAUCCCUGAUUCAGGUGGAAAACCAGCCAUUCCCCACGAUUCGAGAGUCAAAUUUCGCUUUAAGCAUGGUGAUGGAAUAUGGGUUGAUCGAAUUCCAGCAUGGAUCAAAUACGCAACAGUUGAUCCGACGAGAUUUGCGGCGCCAUAUGAUGGUGUGUAUUGGGAACCACCACCUUCGGAAAGGUAUCAGUUUAAGCAUGCUCGUCCCCCAACGCCCGACGCACCGCGCAUAUACGAGGCUCAUGUAGGAAUGAGUAGCUCGGAACCACGCAUUAACUCGUAUCGAGAAUUCGCUGAUGAUGUUCUGCCCCACAUAAAGUCAAACAACUAUAACACCAUUCAGUUGAUGGCUAUCAUGGAACAUUCCUACUAUGGAUCCUUUGGCUAUCACGUUACGAACUUCUUUGCUGUCAGCAGUAGAUCAGGAACUCCAGAAGACCUCAAGUAUCUGAUAGACAAAGCUCACAGCUUAGGCUUGCGAGUUCUGAUGGAUGUUGUCCACAGCCAUGCAAGUAAUAACAUAACCGAUGGUCUCAAUGGCUUUGAUGUGGGCCAGAGCACCCAGGAUUCCUACUUUCACUCCGGGCCACGAGGCUACCAUGAGCUAUGGGAUAGUCGAUUAUUUAACUACGCCAACUGGGAAGUUCUACGGUUUCUUCUGUCAAACUUGAGGUGGUGGUUAGAGGAGUACAUGUUCGAUGGUUUUCGGUUCGAUGGGAUAACUUCAAUGUUGUAUCAUCAUCACGGAAUCAACAUGGCAUUUACUGGGAAUUACACUGAGUAUUUCAGUGAGGCAACUGAUGUGGAUGCUGUUGUCUAUCUAAUGCUGGCUAAUCAUCUGACCCAUAAACUCUUGCCCAGUGCGACUGUUGUUGCUGAAGAUGUUUCGGGUAUGCCAGCUCUGGGUCGGCCUGUCUCCGAAGGAGGAGUGGGUUUUGAUUAUCGCUUGGCCAUGGCCAUCCCUGACAGGUGGAUUGAUUACUUGAAGAACAAGAAAGAUGAUGAGUGGUCCAUGAAAGAAAUUGUCUCGAGCUUGACAAACAGGAGAUACACUGAAAAGUGUAUAUCAUAUGCUGAGAGUCACGAUCAGGCCAUUGUGGGUGAUAAGACAGUUGCAUUUCUCCUGAUGGACAAGGAAAUGUACUCUGGCAUGUCUACUCUGACGACAGCUUCACCUAUUGUUGAGCGAGGAAUUGCACUUCACAAGAUGAUUCACUUCCUAACAAUGGCAUUAGGAGGAGAUGGCUACCUUAAUUUCAUGGGAAAUGAGUUUGGCCAUCCAGAAUGGAUCGACUUUCCAAGAGAAGGCAAUGACUGGAGUUAUGAUAAAUGCAGACGUCAGUGGGACCUCAUGGAUACAGAUCACUUACGAUACAAGUUCAUGAAUGCCUUCGACCAAGCUAUGAACGCACUUGAUGAGUCCUUUUCAUUCAUUGCAUCACUGAAGCAGAUCGUGAGCAGUGCAAGUGAAGAAGACAAGGUUAUUGUGUUUGAACGUGGAGAUUUGGUUUUUGUUUUCAAUUUCCAUCCAGAAAAUACAUAUCAAGGGUACAAAGUCGGGUGUGACUUACCGGGAAAAUAUAGAGUUGCGUUGGAUAGUGAUGCUUGGGAAUUUGGUGGAUCUGGAAGAGUGGGCCAUGACGUGGACCAUUUCACAUCCCCGGAAGGCAUACCGGGAAAACCGGAGACCAAUUUCAACAAUCGCCCCAAUUCCUUAAAAGUUCUAUCACCGCCUCGCACUUGUGUGGUGUAUUACAGGGUUGAGGAAGAUUUGGAAGGUGUUCAUGUAGAAGAGGUUGAAAUCAAGGUGACAGCGGAAGACGCCAUAGCAGAGGUGAAGAGUCCUGACUCAGAUCCUGAAGUAGGAGAGCUUGAACCUAUUGUGAAGGAAGAUACAGAAAUUGAGAUGGAAGAGAUAAUGUCAGAUGACAAAGCACCGCGGUUGGUCCCAUAGUUACUAGGAAAUGAGCUGGCCACUUCAUUCUCUUCACUUGAGUGCUAUAUGGGUUCAUGGGGUAUUAUUACUUACAUAGCAAUAAUCACAGUCUCAUCUCUGGCAAUUAUUGUGUAUACAACGUUGAUACUGCAUGGGGAUGGCUUGUGUACUAAUAAGCUCAAAAGCAAUGUGGAAAAAAAUCGUGUUUCUUCUACUAAAGUUCAUUUCUAUUUGACAAAACAGGUAAAUGGAAACGAAAAUGCUUAUCGAAAUUAAUUACUACAUCUUACUUGAGAAUCA
Molecule: messenger RNA, 2953 nt
Organism: Magnolia sinica
Lineage: Eukaryota; Viridiplantae; Streptophyta; Magnoliopsida; Magnoliales; Magnoliaceae
Product: 1,4-alpha-glucan-branching enzyme 1, chloroplastic/amyloplastic-like
Exons: 14
Coding region: 152-2671 (839 amino acids)
Biological process (GO): glycogen biosynthetic process
Cellular component (GO): cytoplasm
Molecular function (GO): cation binding; hydrolase activity, hydrolyzing O-glycosyl compounds; 1,4-alpha-glucan branching enzyme activity
Source: RefSeq, a predicted model, not a curated record